This is a messenger RNA of Anoplophora glabripennis (Asian longhorned beetle), 1654 nucleotides long. RefSeq lists its product as uncharacterized. The record is from RefSeq and is a predicted model, not a curated record. The coding region runs from base 99 to 1412 and encodes 437 amino acids. The transcript is spliced from 2 exons. NCBI's taxonomy places the organism in Eukaryota, Metazoa, Arthropoda, Insecta, Coleoptera, Cerambycidae.
GCCUGAUGUGUACUAUGAUUUGAAGGUGAGAAUUAUUUUAGUGAUCCCACAAAAUCCAACAACUUUUGUCUUCGGUAUCAGACCUGACUGUAUCCAGCAUGAAGCUAAUUUUGGUGCCGCUAUUACUAGCUGUGAGCUCAGUUAGAAGUGUCCCUAGAGAAACAAUCACAGACCCAACAACUUCUCCACCGACAGCCACUGAGAUUUUACAGAUUUACGACUACAUAGUUGAAAUAGGUUUCAACUUGAUUGAAGACAGAGUUCCAGAGUACCUAGUUAACAUAUUAUAUGAACAAACACCAAACGUAUUAAUCACAACAGACGACAUUCUCACUUUGUAUGGACUGAAAACUGUUGAUCGUAUUACCACCUUGGAUUUCUUGAGGCAGCUAAACAUUUCAGUUGAAAAUGUGUUCAGUUUGGAUGGUUUAGACAAAUUCCUGACAGAACUGAGGAUAGACUUCAAAGAGUUUUACAAUAGAGUUAUCAUAAACAGACUGAACAUCACAGGAAAUCCAUUAAGAGAUGUUCUGAUAGCUCUCAAUAUAAACAUUAAUAAUUUCUCUAUGGGCAUGGCAUAUGGAGAUCCAGAUCCGUACGAGGAAUUUAAAAAAGGCAACUAUACUUACGAAGCUGUCGUAUCUGCCCUUGAGAAAGCGAAUAGGACGUUAGACGAUCUUUUUAUAGCUUGUAGAGAUGAGUUCGUGACCAAAGCUAUAUCAAUUGAUUCUAACGGUAUCAUAGAUAGUCUUGUGAAAUAUAAUUUUAAUAAAAACAGAGCGUUAAAUUUGUGGAGAAUCCUGGGGAUUACUAUGGAGGAUGUAUUCAGAGUUCCAGGGUUUAAACAACUGUUGGAUGAUUUGAAAAGUGAGUUAAAUAAAGAACCAUGUCUGGGUGUUCUCACAGCAGCCAACACUAUCACGAUCAACAAAAAAGUUUACAAUACUUGGAGUGAUGAUGAAGACCUAGUGCAGCCAUUUGCUGAGUCUAUUAGUAGCAGAUCUAUAUUACAAAUAGUAGACAAAGUUGAUACAGAAUUGGACAACAUCAUCCUUUUGAAAGUUACAUCCUUAGAGUUGUACGCAGCAGACGUCAAGUAUAUAGAGCAAGGGAAAUCGGAUAGUGAUCUCCAGAACUGCAAGUUUGUCACUUUGAAUAAUGAAAGCAUUGUUGUCAGUGACGUAGCUAGGGCAGUUAACCAUGCAAGCUAUUUUAAUAUACCAAAAGGAAAUAUCACAAAUUUAAUACUUGGAAGUCCCUUAAUUUGCGAGAAUAAAGUGUACGGUUUAGCCAGAGAGAUGAGUGGGGAUGAAAUUGUUCUGGAUUCAUUUUCUGGUGUUGGCAAAUUAUUUUUAAAUAGUUAUUUAUUUAGUAUUGGGGUAACUGUGUACCUGAGUAUAUAUUGUUUGUAAAUAUGGAAUAAAGAGAAAGGUAAAAAGCUUUUUCGUGAAAUGUUUGACAUAUGACAUAAGAUUGUUAUAACAUAAGUUAUAAUAUAACAUAAAUAUGUUUCCGAUGCCUCAAAUUUUAAUGUGUAUAUAGUAAGUACAGUCUUCAUUAUUUUUUAAAAUCUUCGUUAAUUUAGUCAAGCUACUGUGUUCUUUUUGUAAUGUAUUUCUGCAUCUGUAAUUUAAAUAAAAAAUGGGUUUUAAUA